Messenger RNA from Peromyscus eremicus (cactus mouse), 4336 nucleotides. RefSeq names its product chromosome 16_21 C6orf132 homolog. NCBI's taxonomy places the organism in Eukaryota, Metazoa, Chordata, Mammalia, Rodentia, Cricetidae. The transcript has 6 exons. The record is from RefSeq and is a predicted model, not a curated record. The coding region runs from base 85 to 3777 and encodes 1230 amino acids.
GAGACGCUGCGGAGUUCAGUCAGGGGCAGGACAGGGCGAGGGAGGGCAGGUCCUUCCCUCGGGGACAGAGAGGCCUGCAGCAGCAUGAAAAAGAACCAGACGAUGCAGGGGACCUUCAGCAAACUCUUUGGGAAGAAGCACGCCAACCCCGCCACCACGUCCCUCUACGCCACCAACCCACCCUGGAUUUUCACCCAAGAGGCCCAGGAGGAGGGGACCAGGGACUUUGAUGGCAUCUAUUAUGGAGACAGUAGAUUCGACACUGUGAGCGAAUCCGGAACAGCCACGCUGAAAGCCCGGCCCCGAGUCCGGCCCCUGCUGACCUUUCUUCCCCUGAAUGCCCAGGAGAACCACGGGCUGGCUGUGCCCACUCCCUCAGUCCCAGAGGGCUUUGCAGACAAAGAAGUGGGAGGUACCAGCUCACUGGUGAACGGCCACCUCCGACUGUACAGCUCUGUGGGCGACCUGAGGCCUGCACACUAUGACCUCGACUCAUCCAUCCCCCCACCUCCCCCAGGCCCAGCCCCAGGGCCACCCCAGGACACUUCGCAGCCUCCAGGGGAGUCCCCUCCACCACCCCCUCCUUCGGUCCCUCCUCCCCCCCCUCCCCUACUGGUGGAACCCCCACCCCCACCCAGCACGGCCCCACCUCCACCCCCAGUACUGGACACUUUAUCUCCCUCGGCUACCCUCUCCCCACCAUCGACACCUACCCCUCCAGACUUCAUCCCCCCCGCCCCACCCUCAGCUUUCCUAACCCCCCCUCCGCCUUCUUUGCCAGCCCCAGGACCCCCAACCCCAGUCUCUCCUCAUGCAACUGGAACACGUAUUAUCAAGUGGAAAUCAGAAGUAGCACUCAAUGGCAGGCGGCCAGAAGACCCCAGAACCAGCCCCCCCAAAAGCCCUGCUGAACUGAAGGGGAGCCACUUAGGGCCUAGCCCCGAAUCCCACCUCACCUUCCCCAGGUCAUUCAAGGUGCCUCCCCCAACUCCAGUCAGGACCUCAUCUAUCCCGGUUCAGGAAGCACCAGGGGCUUCCCCAGAAGAGGAGGAAGCCAGCCAGAAGGCCUGGACACACCUCCCCCUGCCUCCCAGCUUCAACAUCCGCCCUGCAUCUCAAGUUUAUCCAGACAGGGCCCCAGAGCCAGAGCACCCCAGGGAGCCCAGGCUUGAGACAUCAGGCAGCCCAAGGCUCAGGCAGUCUGAACCCCAGACCAAUGGACAAGCUGGAGUUCCACCUCCAGCCCCUCCCCUGCCCCCAGCUGCUCCCCCACUCCCUCCACCAGCCCCUCCCCUGCCCCCAGCUGCUCCCCCACUCCCUCCACCAGCACCCUCUCUGCCCCCAGCUGCUCCUCCUUUGCCUUCUACUGAGCAGGCAGCCCCUCCAUCUUCUGGACUUAUGAAGACCCCCAAGUCCGGCUCACCUACUCUCCACGCCAAACCCACCCCCCCCACUCUGGAGGACACAGACUCGUCAGAACCAGUUGACUGGAGAGACCCCAGGCAGAUGGAAAAACUUCGAAGCGAGUUGGCAGCCUAUCUCUGUGGGUCCAGGAAAGAGGAUCGGUCACUCAGCCACAGGCCAGUCCCUCCAGUGGCCUGGAAGGACAAGGAGAGCAAGAAGGGGCCCAGCCUAUCGGAGGAGACAGCUCCUCCAAGCCUGCCCGAGAAGACACACCCAUGUGGUCCUGUGAAGAGUCCCUCCAGCAGCAGCCUACCAGAGAGAGAAGCCACCAGCAGCCUGACGCUACCCCCUGUGGACUACAUCCCCCAGGGUACUCCAGCCCCCAGUGUCAGGCAGAUCCGGAAUGAGCUAGAGGCUCGGUUUGCCUCCUCAGCGGAGAAAGAGGCCAAGCCCAGCAUAGCAUCUCUGCCACCCAAACCCCGGCUGGAAGCGGGGAGAAUCUUUGAAAACGGCACGGACAGUGGCAGAUUCCAUAAGCCUGUCACCAAGAAUCCACCCCAGCUGUCGGCCACCCCUCUACCUGCCACGCCACUCCAGUCCAAGAUUACACCUGGUCCAGCAGCCCCACCCAAGGCCACACCUGGGCCAGCCACACCAUUCAAGCUUGUACCCGGGCAGGCCAUACUGCCUAAGACCACACCUGGGCCGGCCUUGCCACUCAAGCCUACACCUGAGCAGACCACAGCAUCCAAGGACACAGUUGGGCAGGCCACAGCACCCAAGGACCCACCAGGGCAGGCCACAGCACCCAAGGACCCACCAGGGCAGGCCACAGCACCCAAGGACACACCUGGGCAGGCCACACCACCCAAGGACACACCUGAGCUGUCCAUCCCAUCAUCUCAGCUGAUUGCCAAGAAGGACCCUGUCCCAGUGAGGCAGAGAGGAAAGCCAGAAUCUCAAGAAAACGGAGUGGCCACCCAACUGUCCACAGAUGGAGCGCUCUCACCUCCAGCCCUCCCGCCGAAGAAGUCCACUGGUGGGGAGGAGGUACCAUUUCUCUACAGACCCCAUCGCAGCCAGAACAGCCACAGCCGAGGGGUUGCCGUGGUGAUUCCCACUCGGGCCAGAGGAGAGACCACAGGCUCCGGGGGACAAGCGGACGAAAAGGAGCCGGAAAGCCAUCCAGCCAAACCUCUCACCCCAGUCCAGCCUGCCGACCAGCUCCUCAGACACCCGGUGACUGGGGAGGUGGUGGAGCGCGGCUCCCCAAUGGCCCUGCUCCUGGCAGCCAGACAGAGGGCACAGAAGACCAGGCCUGGAGGGCCUGCGAUGGGCCCGGGCCGGUCCUCUCUGCCGGGGAGUCUCCGUGACCGUAGCAACCAAACAGAGGCCAGCUCUGACGGCGUCUUUUACAGAGGUAGCCGGCCCAACUCCUUCCUCGUGGUCCCUAAGGUACCCAGCGAGACAGAGGGCUCCCACCUGACCUCAGCACGGCCCACUGGACCCAGUCAGUGGAAGCCCCAGCAGGGGCGAGACACACAGGGCCCAGAGCCAACCCAUAGGCAUGCGUGGACCAAGGCCGAGUCCCCGACCGCCGUGGCCCGGGAAAGACCCGCUCCCCCAGGCUUGCCCCCGAGCCGCGCCCUCCCCAAAUCCUUCUCUUCUCCGCCCUCUCCUUCCUACAAGAGGGAAGAGGAAGAAGAGGAGUUCAGCUUUGAUAUCAUUCCGCCGCCGCCAGAGUUCAGCAAUGACCCUGAGCCCCCCGCCCCCGGGCUGCAGCGUCAGGGCCGUCGCGGGUCCCCACCCAGGAACCUCUUCUCGGACCUGGGGCAGCCCCUGGACGCGGGCCCCGGGGCCAAUGCGGCUCGCGGCUUCUCGCGCUUUCCCGGCGGCGGCGGCGGCGCCCAAUACCCCGGGCUCGGGGGCCUGGAUCGCUUCUCCGGCAGCGGACGCUCGCUCAUCAAGAAACGCCUGUACGUCGGGGAGCCCCACCGCAACCCCGGGACGCCCCGCGGCGCCACUGGCCGCAGCCUGAGCUCCCCUAACUGCUUCGGGCCGCAGCCGGGAGGCCCCGAGAUGCGACGGGUCAACUCGGCGGGCCGCGGGGCCCCCGGAGGCCUGCACGCGCGGAGGCUGUCGCUGGAGGGCGCCCGAGGCGCAGCCGAGGUCAAGUACAAGGCGCCGGGCGGCGGAGCCGGUGGUGGUGGCGGCAAAGCCGGGGACUAUGGCUUCGUCCCAGCCAAAGGCAGCAGGUCUCCCCACGGCACCACCCACUACGGGAGUCCCAUCAAUACGUUCACCGUGAGGCCAGGGACGCGCCAUCCCAUCUCCUACGCCUACCCUGGAACCCAUCGGAAAGCCACCUCCUGAGCAGUGAAGACUGACUGGAUUCCUGGGACCAGGUCAAGGCAGAAGAGAAAGGAAGAGCAGAGGAGUGGCCCGUCUCAUAUGAACAGCGGGCAGACAUGAGGAAGCUCCCCGAGGGAGCGGGAUGUUGGGCCUCUGUGAUCUGUGGUACUAACUGAAGUACUAGGUGGUUGGGACAGUAAGUGAACCACCCAGGUGGCUCAGACAGGGUGACAGAUCCACUGUGUUCAUGAAGCCACACCCAUCAACAGCACUGGCCUAUAACUGUUCCCCUAAGCCGAGUUUUAGGAAAGAGUUUGCUAAUUCAAGGGCAGCAUCGAGGCUUGAGGAGUGGGGUGUGGCCUUCCAGUUAUGGAGUGCUCAGGGUGGGUGGAGAGGGGUUUGGUCUCACUUGGCAUGGGAAAUAAACAUCCAGUUUGGACUGGCCCCUGCUCUGCAGCUGUUCGGUGACUUGGAUCUUCCCUAGGCAUCAUGGGACUCUGGGAGUGCUCAGCUGGACAGUACCAAGCACAGGGUGCCGAGCCCAGAGGUGAAGCCAGAUGAUAAACUGUCCUUAAGCAAG